This is a messenger RNA of Populus nigra (black poplar), 1912 nucleotides long. RefSeq names its product tubulin-folding cofactor C-like. The transcript has 3 exons. Gene Ontology annotation, molecular function: tubulin binding. Gene Ontology annotation, cellular component: cytoplasm. The coding region runs from base 157 to 1227 and encodes 356 amino acids. Gene Ontology annotation, biological process: tubulin complex assembly; post-chaperonin tubulin folding pathway. NCBI's taxonomy places the organism in Eukaryota, Viridiplantae, Streptophyta, Magnoliopsida, Malpighiales, Salicaceae. The record is from RefSeq and is a predicted model, not a curated record.
AGACUAGCGAUCCUCGUCAAGCCAAAAAGAAAACUAGAGAGUGUCUUGUUAAUAUUGUUUUAUCCCUAAACGCUGCAGUUUCGUGCUCCUUCAUUUCAUUUCACUCCUCCCGCUCAGUUCCAUUCCCUUCUCCACCCUCCACCAGCACAAACAACCAUGGAAGAAGAAUUGCCGCCGCCGCAGUCAGAUCUCCCAAGUCCAAACCCAGCCAGUUCCAUUGACGCUACGCUCCAAAAAAAGCACCAAGCAAUGCUAGACCGUCUCUCCAAUCGCCACCAAUCCCGCCAAAAAACCGCUACCACCUCCACCACCAUUGAUUCCACGGCCUCCUUCCUCUCCACUUUCACAGAAUCCAAACGCUCAAUCGAAUCUCAACUCAACAACUCGCCUAACACACAAGAUCCUACUCUCCUAAAAUCUCACCUCGCUAAUAUCUCCUCUUCCAUCUCCUCCCUCGAAAAACUCGUCGCCGAAAGCUCCUACUUUCUCCCUUCUUACGAACUCCGCUUCUCUCUCAAAUGCAUCGAGAAUUUAAAACAAUCUCUAGAGAAUUCGAAUUCCCAACUUCUCCCCAAGAAGAAAUUCUCCUUCAAAAACAAAUCCACUAGUAAACCAAAUCCCGGUAAUUCAAAUACAAAUCGAAUCCCACCAAAUACAUAUCACAUACCUCAAUCAAUUCGCGAUUCACCUGGAAUUCGAAACAAAGAAAACCAAACUUUAAGCAAAAAUUUCAAGAAUUUUAAAGAGAUUGGGGAGUUUACGCUAUCGGAUUUGGAUUCAUGUGAAGUGAGAUUGAUCGGCUGCAUUAACGCAUUAUUUGUUAACAGAUUGAGGAAUUGUAGGGUUUAUACGGGACCUGUGAUUGGUUCAAUUUUGUUAGAGGAAGUCGAGAACUGCGUGUUCGUGUUAGCAUCGCAUCAGAUAAGGAUACAUUAUGCGAAAAGUUGUGAUUUUUAUUUGAGAGUGAGGAGUAGACCGAUAAUUGAAGAUUGUGGAGGUGUGAGGUUUGCGCCGUAUUGUUUGAGGUAUGUGGGCAUUGAGGAGGAUUUGACGAAAGCAGGGUUGGAAGAGGAGAAAGAAAAUUGGGGAAAUGUGGAUGAUUUCAAGUGGUUGAGAGCAGUGAAAUCACCGAAUUGGUCAGUUUUGGAGGAAAGUGAAAGAAUUGGUUGUGUGGAGAUUGAGGAUUCGGGAAGCACUGAAGCUGAAAUGGAGAUUGAGGGGGUUUAGGGAGCGGAAUUUCAAUAGUUUGUUAUGCUAGUUCUGACUUCAGGCGGAGGGUUCAUCUGUUGAAUAUUAUUGCUCUGUGACAUGUUUUCUGGAUUGUGGUCAAGUUUGCUGUUUAACAUGGUCAGUUUCAAGGAUCAGGUUGUUCUCUGGAUGUUUAAAUCCUUGAAAUACCUGCUGAAUGUGAGUUGCUGCCAUGGCCUACUGGCUGUCCUCAUAGCUUUCUGGUUGGAUGCUGAUAUUUCGCUGGGUGAGUACCUGGUCUGACAAGUUAUUAUGGGAUAGAAGCUAAAAAAUUCAGUUUGUAAGCUAGUUCGCUAUUGCUGUUGACUUGGAUGUGUUCUGUGGAUCGUUUCUAUUCUUCUAUUGAUGCUACAUCUUUUGCUGGCACCUUAAUAAUGCUUCCAAAACUCAUUCCAAUGAUUGCUUGUAGUCCAAUGAUGAUUCAAGUGUUGCUGUUUCUGCAGAUGGGAUUUACUUGCAUGUACAGUGCUGUUGGGUGGGUCAACUUAUACUUUUGUUGUUCUGUUGUUUUAGUAUGAGUAUUUGGUAGCACUUUUGUUUCUUUUUGCAAAUUUUUUGUUAAACAAGGCUAUGACAUGGGAUUUUCAGGGAGGCUAUGCUUGUAGUGGUUCAUUUAGUUUUGUACUUUUCUUAAUGAAAUCCCACCUUUUGCUGUCUAAGAAAA